Molecule: messenger RNA, 255 nt
Organism: Kluyveromyces lactis
Lineage: Eukaryota; Fungi; Ascomycota; Saccharomycetes; Saccharomycetales; Saccharomycetaceae
Exons: 1
Coding region: 1-255 (84 amino acids)
Source: RefSeq, a predicted model, not a curated record
AUGACAAAAUCAUACAGAUCUAGAACAGGAAUAAGAACCAAGAGACAGACCAGAAGACUUGCACCUCCGUCCCAGCAAGCAAAGGAACCAGAUAGGAACGUCCUACCAACUUACCAAUAUCAUAACCAGUACGAGAACCAGUUCGAGCCGGUACCGAUAACGUUCUACUAUGUCGUCUUCCCACAGGGUGAAUCACAAAAUGAGCCCGAUGGUGGAACGAACAAUUCCCAGACGCAUCCGAAUCCACUUCCAUAG